AUGGUCAGGGCGGGCCUGCAGAGGAUAGUUCAUGCUCCUCCCUGAGCUCUGCAAGCACCCCUACCUCCUGGCACUCUCUCCAGUCUCCUUUCUGCUCCCCAAACCUGCCAGACUCUUUCCUAUCCCAGGGCCUUUGCACAUGCUGUACCCAUCACCCAGUUCACACACCCCCAUCUUCCAUACCUAGUUCCUUGUCAUUCAGGCCUUCCCCCAGUUAAGGGUAGAUUCCAGCCUUCACCCCAUUUAUCUUUUAGAUCAUCCCCCUGUUUAUAUACUUCCCUGUGGUUAUCACCACCUCUAAUUAUUCAUUUAUUUUUUUGCUUGAUACUUGUCUGUCUCCCCCACUGGACUCUGAACUCCAUGAGAACAGGCAACUAAAAUCUGUUAUUCCCCAUUAUGUCCCCAGUGCCUGGAGAGUGCCCAGCACCCCAAAUGCUCUAGAAAUGAUUGUUGAAUGAGUAAGUGCCUCUUGGAACCCAGACCCCAUUCUGAAUGCAGGGAGAACAAAAUUUAAUGAAAUUAAUAUGGUCACUGUCUGCAUGGACCGCGUGUGACACUGAGGCAACCAUUGAAGAGGAGCAGUGACUUCACUCAUGCAUCUCAAGGCUGAUUGUGUUCGUUGCUGGGAUACUCAUGGCCUGAGUGUGUAUAUAUGAGCGCCUACCACCAGAGUCACCCCCAAAGUCCCAACUGUGCAGCCAAAGCCUCCAUCUGGGGCCUGAUCAGGGAUGACAGAUAAGUUUCACCUCCAGUUCAUGGUACAGGCCACUGGAAAGACCUUGUUUUGAAAGAUUCUGGAGCUGCUAUUGGGUUUCACGAGAAAGAAUGCGUGGAUCAAUUAGCCAUGUCUGUUCCAGGCAAGAGAAGGGAGAGAGAGGCACAAAGGCCAUGUUCGCCUUCUCUGCUGUGUGUGAUCACUCCACAUCACUGGAUGGGAAAUGGCCCUUGCCUUGCCUUCCAGGCCAUGCCAGCCCAGUGCUUCUGGACAGAACUGCAUGAUGGCCAGCAUGUGGCUUUGGCGUUGCCAACUCCUGUUUUGGAAUCUGACUCCUCAGCCACAUGGUCUUCAGGCGAAACCAGAUCCAGGGCCUCCAGGAGAAUGUGCGGAAGCUUCCGAAGCUGCCCAACCUGUCCCCACUCGCCAUCAAGCACUUGUGGAUUCGCACUGCCUUGUUUGAGAAGGUGCUGGACAAAAUUGUGCAUUACCUGGUGGAAAACAGCAGUAAGUACUACGAGAAGGAGGCCCUCCUGAUGGACCCUGUGGAUGGCCCCAUCCUUGCAUCUUUGUUGGUAGGGCCCUGUGCCCUAGAGUACACCAAGAUGAAGACUGCGGAUCACUUCUGGACUGACCCCUCGGCGGACGAGCUCGUGCAAAGACACCGCAUCCACAGCUCGCACCUGCGGCAGGACUCACCCACCAAGCGGCCGGCUCUCUGUAUCCAGAAAAGGCAUUCAAGUGGCAGCAUGGACGACCGACCAUCCCUUUCUGCCCGUGACUAUGUGGAGUCCCUGCAUCAGAACUCCAGGGCCACACUGCUCUAUGGCAAGAACAACGUUCUGGUUCAGCCGAGGGAUGAUAUGGAGGCUGUGCCAGGGUACCUGUCCCUGCACCAGACAGCUGAUGUCAUGACCUUGAAGUGGACACCGAACCAGCUAAUGAAUGGGUCGAUGGGGGACCUGGACUAUGAAAAGAGCGUCUACUGGGACUAUGCCAUGACCAUCCGCCUAGAGGAGAUUGUGUAUCUGCACUGCCACCAGCAAGUGGACAGCGGCGGGACAGUGGUGCUGGUCAGCCAGGAUGGGAUCCAGAGGCCGCCCUUCCGCUUCCCCAAGGGAGGACACCUCCUGCAGUUCCUCUCGUGCCUGGAAAACGGGCUGCUCCCUCAUGGGCAGCUGGACCCUCCACUCUGGUCUCAGCGGGGAAAGGGCAAAGUAUUUCCCAAGCUGCGCAAGAGAAGCCCUCAGGGUUCUGCUGAGUCCACGUCUUCAGACAAGGAAGAUGACGAGGCCACAGAUUACGUGUUCAGGAUCAUCUACCCCGGCAUGCAGUCUGAAUUUGUUGCUCCUGACCCCCUGGGCAGCACUGCCUUCGAUUCCGUGAGACCCGCCUGGAUGGUGGUUCCUGCCGGCCGGUCUGUGCUGGUGGUGGCAAGGGGCGGUCCAUGGGCACGAACUGGAUGGGGCACCGCCUUCCCCAGGCCGGGCCUGAAGCAGCAGCCCCCCAUCCCCCAGGACCUAAUGGAUGUCUCCGUGAGCAACCUACCACCCUUAUGGCAACCCAGCCCCCGGAAAUCCUCCUGCUCGUCCUGCUCACAGAGUGGCUUGGUCGACGGCGGCUCAUCCAAUGGCUGCAACCAUGAGAGGGCCCCGCUGAAGCUCCUCUGUGACAACAUGAAGUACCAGAUCCUUUCCAGAGCCUUCUAUGGAUGGCUUGCCUACUGCAGACACCUGUCCACUGUGAGGACCCACCUGUCAGCCCUGGUCAAUCACAUGAUUGUGUCUCCGGAUUCACCCUGCGAUGCUGGGUGCGGGCUGACGGCCAGGAUCUGGGAGCAGUACCUUCAGGACAACACGAGUUAUGAGGAACAGGAGCUGCUACGCCUUAUCUACUAUGGGGGCAUCCAACCAGAGAUCCGCAAGGCCGUGUGGCCUUUCCUCCUGGGCCAUUACCAGUUUGGGAUGACAGAAGCAGAACGGAAGGAGGUGGAUGAGCAGAUUCACGCGUGCUAUGCACAGACCAUGGCUGAAUGGCUGGGCUGCGAGGCGAUCGUGAGGCAGAGGGAGCGGGAGUCCCACGCAGCUGCCUUGGCUAAGUGCUCAUCGGGGGCCAGCCUGGACAGCCACCUGCACCAGAUGAUGCACCGGGACUCCACCAUCAGCAACGAGUCUUCCCAGAGCUGCAGUUCCGGCCGCCAGCAUGUCCGCCUACAGAGUGACUCCAGCAGUGGCACACAGGUGUUUGAGUCUGUAGAUGAAGUGGAACAGGUGGAGGCAGAAGGCAGGUUGGAGGAGAAACAGCCCAAGAUCCCCAAUGGGAGCCUGGCGAACGGCACCUGUUCCCCUGACUCUGGCCAUCCCUCUUCCCACAACUUCUCCUCGGGCCUCUCAGAGCACUCGGAGCCCAGCCUGAGCACAGAAGACAGCGUCAUGGACGCCCAGCGGAACACUCCCCUGGCGCGUCGACCCGGGGACAGCAGCGUGGAUGAUGGGCAGAGCAGCGAGGCCACCACCUCCCGAGAUGAGGCCCCCCGCGAGGAGCUGGCUGUGCAGGACAGUCUGGAGAGCGACCUCCUUGCCAACGAGAGCAUGGACGAGUUCAUGUCCCUCACUGGCAGCAUGGACGUGGCCCUGCCCGGGAAGGAGGGGGCCGCCAUGGAGCGCUGGGGGGGUGGUGAGGUGGAGAAGCACAGCCAGGUGGACAGCGAAGACAACCUCUCAGAAGAGCCUGAGAUGGAAAGUCUCUUUCCUGCCCUGGCUUCUCUGGCCGUGGCCACGUCCGCCAACAACGAGGCGUCGCCUGUGUCUUCCAGUGGUGUCACUUACUCUCCGGAGCUCCUGGAUCUGUACACGGUGAACUUGCACCGCAUCGAGAAGGACGUGCAGAGGUGUGACCGCAACUACUGGUACUUCACGCCUGCCAAUCUGGAGAAGCUGCGGAACAUCAUGUGCAGCUACAUCUGGCAGCACAUUGAGACCGGCUAUGUCCAGGGCAUGUGUGAUCUCCUGGCUCCACUGCUGGUCAUCCUGGAUGACGAGGCCCUUGCCUUCAGCUGCUUCACGGAGCUGAUGAAGCGAAUGAACCAGAACUUCCCCCACGGAGGUGCCAUGGACACGCACUUUGCCAACAUGAGGUCGCUGAUCCAGAUUCUGGACUCAGAGCUCUUUGAGCUGAUGCAUCAGAAUGGGGACUACACCCACUUCUACUUCUGCUACCGCUGGUUCCUGCUGGAUUUCAAGCGAGAACUCAUCUAUGAUGACGUCUUCUCUGUCUGGGAGACCAUUUGGGCAGCCAAACACGUCUCAUCCGCCCACUAUGUCCUCUUCAUCGCGCUGGCUCUGGUGGAGGUCUACCGGGACAUCAUCUUGGAGAACAAUAUGGACUUCACGGACAUCAUCAAAUUCUUUAACGAAAUGGCCGAACGGCACAACACCAAACACGUCCUGAAGCUGGCCCGGGACCUCGUGUACAAGGUGCAGACUCUGAUCGAGAACAAGUGAGGGCCUGCUCCCCUGGGCCUUGUCCGCCGAGCUGCCAUCCGCCUGCCCAGCCCACUUUUCACUCCCGGCUGCCCUGGGAGCGAGGUCCCGGUGUCUGUUCAUGAGCGUGGACUUCUGUGCAAAGAGAAACUACCCCAACUUUGGCCACCCAGGCAGGUGGGGUCGAGGGGUUGCCCCUUCAGUUCAGCCUUACGUUUUCCCGUUUGACCAAAGAUUGUCCGAGUCUGGGAUUCCUCCCUUGCGGGAGUUGGGGUGUGUCAGUGGUCAGAGGUAGCCUUUUCGUGGAUGGCCUCCAGAAGGGUCGCCUCUCUCUUACUCUGUCCCAAUGCCUCCAAGUUGUUCUGUCAGAUGAGACUUGGGGAGGGAAUUUUGGGGGGAAUUGGUGUAGGAGAGGUCCAUGGGACUACCUCUGUGCCCUGGAAUGGGCCUUUGGAGAACAGAACAUGGCUGGAAGGUUAGUUUAGAGCAGUUUUUGUACCUUGGCACUGUUGACAUUGGAGCUGGAUAAUUCUUUUCUGUGGGGGCUGUGUAUUAUAGGGUGUUGAGCAGGAUCCUGGCCUCUACCUGCUAGAUGCAAGUAGGGCCCCCUCCCCAACCCAGUUGUGACAACCAAAACGUUUCCGGAUAUUGCCACAUGUCCCCACUGGAGAACCACUGAUGUCCCCAAGGGCUUCCCAGCGUAUCUCCCUCCCUGUCUUUUCUUGACACUAUGUGUGGCCUGAGGUCCCUUCCCAUUCAGCAGAGGCCUGCAGGAGUCCACAUCCAUCUCGGGAGCCUGGAUACCAUUUGCUCUAUUCUCUCAUUUUUUUUCUCCUCCACCUGACCCCAGGAGAGACUUCUUUUCUUUCUUUUCAAGACAGUCCUCUCCCUGGAAGGGUAAUGGAGUGUGAGACACACCUAAGGAGUGGGACAGCCUGAGGCUCCUCGGGGUCCUGUGCAGAGCCCCCCACCCCCCCCACCCCCACAGACAGGGCAGAGACCUCAUCCCUUCCUUCACCUCCUGGGGAAGACCUCGCCUCCCCUUCAGCACGUGGGGUCUGGUGCUGCAGAAGCUUAGAAGGUGUGUGUUGAUGAAAGCCCCUUCUAGAAAAGUCAGAGAGGCUGGCUUUUCCCUAGGUGCCUGGCUCGCUCAGGAUAAAGGGGCAUAAGGAAAGCAGAGGUCAGCCAGGGUUGACUGGGACAUGUGUUUUCCUUGCAAACAUGCUGAUGACCUGGGACCAGAAUCACGGCUCAGUCUGGGAAUAGUCCCCUCCGUGUCAUCAUGGAGAGGGCUGCCAGUCACAGACAGCCGCUGAGCUGGCUGGUUCGCCCUGCCCACCAGUCCUUCUGUAGGAGCGUUCCUGCCAACCUUUUCUGAGAAUGCUUGGGAAUCUGGAGAAGCAGUGUCGGGUUGGAAGUCUCCUCCCCAGAAUGGCAGGGAGGAUUUGGGAGAGGGGAGGAGACUCAAAGCCCAUCGAAGCCCUUACAGAGAGGAUACGUUGGUCCUCUGUCCUGAGCAAACCAGGAUGGGAAGGAACCCCUGCCCUGUGUGCUUGUGAAGGUGAAUCCCUCGGUCCCAGUGCCUUCCACUGCAUCCAACCCCCUUCGUCCCUGCCGUGGGGGCCUCUUGAGCAGUAUGGGCAAGAUCUAAAUGAUGCUUGCCUCCAAAGAGUGUGCUCCAUGACAAUCGUGUCUCCUUGAUCUGGUCCCCUGCCUUCCCAAGACGGGGAAAAUAUGUGCAAAAGCCCCCUUUGGUUCAAAGUGUAUCUAGCCACUCAGCUGUUCAUUACAGAGGACAUUAUUUCAGCAAGACCCAGGUCCUAGACCUUCCAACUCGUAUUUAUUUUCUUGACAGACCUGUCACAAAGUACAGCACACAGUCCCUUCUCUUCCUUCUCUCUCGCGGUGUUCCAGAGAAGUGUCCGUGGUUGUGAUUUGGAACAUCGCCUAUUUAUUCGGCUUACUGUGCUUUUUUCGGUCUCCGUACAUCGUGCGCGUCCUUGUGUCCUGGAAAUCGAGUGUGUGGGAAGUUGUCCUGUCUAUGGGGUGCCCGCCUCCUUUUUUCAGUGUUGCCAACAUAUCUUGUAACUGUUUACUGAAGAGUUGUGUCUAUAUAGAGAGAAAAUAUAUAUAAACAGAGAAAUGUGUGAA
Molecule: messenger RNA, 6348 nt
Organism: Neogale vison (American mink)
Lineage: Eukaryota; Metazoa; Chordata; Mammalia; Carnivora; Mustelidae
Gene: SGSM1
Product: small G protein signaling modulator 1
Exons: 23
Coding region: 1060-4218 (1052 amino acids)
Biological process (GO): activation of GTPase activity
Molecular function (GO): GTPase activator activity
Source: RefSeq, a predicted model, not a curated record